This is a messenger RNA of Camelina sativa (false flax), 1655 nucleotides long. Its product is annotated as sugar transporter ERD6-like 1. Gene Ontology annotation, biological process: transmembrane transport; carbohydrate transport. Gene Ontology annotation, molecular function: sugar transmembrane transporter activity. The record is from RefSeq and is a predicted model, not a curated record. Lineage: Eukaryota; Viridiplantae; Streptophyta; Magnoliopsida; Brassicales; Brassicaceae. Gene Ontology annotation, cellular component: membrane.
AAUAGUAGUAGUUGAAUCAAAAUAUCUCCGGACGAAUACAUUAUGCUAACUUAAAGUCUGAAGACCAUUAAAGUACUGAGUAAAAGAAAAAAAAGAAGAGGAGAAGGAGAUGGAGUCUGGAAGUCUGAAAACCCCUCUGGUGAAUAAAGAAGAAGAAGAAGAAGAAGAAGUAAGAACCUCUUCUUCCAUCACUUCUGAUCUUCUUCUCAGUACCUCUGUCGCUGUCACUGGAUCCUUCGUUUAUGGCUGCGCUAUGUCAUAUUCGUCCCCUGCUCAAUCCGAUAUCAUGGAAGAACUGGGACUUUCCGUUACAGAUUAUUCAUUUUUCACUUCGAUAAUGACAUUCGGUGGAAUGAUUACGGCCGCGUUUAGUGGGAAAAUCGCUGCACUUAUUGGUCGUCGACAGACAAUGUGGAUCUCGGAUGUUUUCUGCCUCUUUGGUUGGCUCGCUAUAGCGUUUGCACAGGAUAAAAUGCUGCUAAAUAUUGGACGCGGCUUCUUGGGAUUUGGUGUUGGUCUCAUUAGUUAUGUGGUGCCUGUGUAUAUAGCAGAAAUUACACCUCAAAAAAUUCGCGGAGGAUUCUCUUUUUCCAAUCAAUUGCUACAAAGUUUUGGGAUUUCACUCAUGUUCCUCAUCGGGAACUUUUUCCAUUGGCGAAUAUUAGCUCUUUUAAGUGCAGUCCCAUGUGGUAUCCAAAUGAUAUGUUUAUUUUUAAUUCCUGAAUCACCUAGAUGGCUGGCGAUGUAUGGUCGAGAUCGAGAGCUUGAAGUUACUUUGAAGAGAUUAAGGGGAGAAAAUAGUGAUCUUCUUGAAGAAGCAGCUGAAAUCAGAGAAACAGUGGAAACCUCUAGAAGAGAAUCUCAAAGUGGAGUAAAAGAUUUGUUCAAUAUGAAAAACGCACAUCCGUUGAUCAUUGGAUUGGGACUAAUGCUUUUGCAACAAUUUUGCGGGAGUUCCGCGAUAAGUGCUUAUGCAGCUCGUAUUUUUGUCACAGCCGGUUUUCCAAGCAACAUAGGAACAUCCAUCCUUGCUGUUAUCUUGGUACCGCAAUCUUUAAUUGUCAUGUUCGCCGUCGACCGAUGUGGACGCCGACCACUUCUGAUUAGCUCAUCUAUCGGUCUGUGCAUAUCUUCAUUUUUUAUUGGUCUUUCUUACUAUCUUCAGAAGCACGGUGAUUUUCAGGAGUUUUGUUCCCCUAUGUUAAUGGUCGGUUUAGUGGGUUAUGUCGUAUCCUUUGGCAUUGGUCUAGGUGGACUACCAUGGGUAAUCAUGUCUGAGGUGUUCCCAGUGAAUGUGAAAGUCACCGCUGGUAGCCUCGUAACAGUCUCUAACUGGUUUUUCAGUUGGAUUGUCAUUUUUAGUUUCAAUUUCAUGAUGCAAUGGAGUGCUUUCGGAAUAUAUUACAUAUUUUCUGGAGUUUCUCUAGUGUCAGCCAUAUUUGUAUGGACUCUAGUGCCUGAAACUAAAGGCAGGACACUCGAGGACAUUCAAACAUCAUUAGGCCAACAUUCAUAAAUUGAAGGCUGAAUGUUUUGUAUGCAUUUCAGAUAUAUAUUGCCACGGAUCAAAAUUUGAUUUUUUGCUUUUUUGGUAAUUUUACAAUAUAUGCUUUUAUCUUUAAACUACCAAUUUGAAUAUACGUGAUUUGUGUGUA